This is a messenger RNA of Juglans regia (Persian walnut), 987 nucleotides long. RefSeq lists its product as uncharacterized. Bases 247 to 825 code for a protein of 192 amino acids. The record is from RefSeq and is a predicted model, not a curated record. Gene Ontology annotation, biological process: box C/D snoRNP assembly. Lineage: Eukaryota; Viridiplantae; Streptophyta; Magnoliopsida; Fagales; Juglandaceae. The transcript is spliced from 5 exons. Gene Ontology annotation, molecular function: box C/D methylation guide snoRNP complex binding.
AAACUUGAACUUCUUCUACGCCCGUCUCCGUAAACAAACUUACAAAAGAACCAUUCAGGUAUCUUCUGCCGGAAAACGUCUCGCCGGUCGAAGUUUAUAGUAUUGUAGAGUGCAAACCUUUUCCCGACGACCCGUUUCUCCAAACUUCUCAGAGCGGAUUUCUUGUUCUUGUUUUUCCUUCGUAAGAGAGACUCUCUCUCUCUCUCUCUCUCUCUCUCUCCUCUUGUCUCCAACUGUAAGAAAGAGAUGGGGCGGACAAGCAAAGACCUUCUGCACUUGGAGCGCAAGAAUCCCUCCGCCUCACCACUGGAGUCCACACUUCUUGUUUGCAGAAAAAAUUCGCUCGCUCAAACCCAGAAAAUCCUCUCUGAUGGAAAGCCCAUCACCGCCCCUCCUCCCAAAAGCCAAGUGUUGGGAAAACUUCAAGACUUCCUAGGAGUGAUAUCAGAAGCAAAUGAGAGGCUUCAACUUGGUGCAAAGGAAAAUUCUGAGAACUAUGAUAUUGAAGUGCUCACUGGAAAUGAAUCUGCAGUCAUUGAAAUGGAUUUGAUGCUUGGUGUUGCUGAUCUCCACACCUCUGAGGCUGUUGCUGCUGCUGAAUCUGCAAUUGCUGGUUUUCAGCCUUUGAUUCCAUUGGCUUGUAGCAGUAGUGGAACAGAUUCAGAGGAUAGCAGUGAUGAUGAUAGUGAUGACAAUGGUGACGAAAAUGGUGAAACGUGCUCUCCGGUGAAACUCAAAAAAUCAAAGCCUAGCCAAGAUAAUUGUUCAAGUGAGGAUGAUUUCAUUCGAUCAAAAAAAAGACCAAAGAUUGUUGUGCUUCCUUGAGAACUUUCUGAUGAAAGAGGUUCCAAUCCAGAGUAAUUGUUGUGAGACUUGGUUUGUAUGAAAUAUAUAAUAAACUGUCAAAUUAUUACAACGGUUGCAACAAGAAUCCAAGAGUUUUAAGACAAUGCAUCUGGUAAAGAAAAGGGCACCAUGGAUUAUGUA